CUUAGUCUCACCGUCUGUGUGCAUGUUUGGCUGGGCUCUGUUAGCUUUUGACAGCUCCGCUCCGGACUCAUUUCAGCGUCUGGGACGUCAUUGUCUUACCUGUGUGUCUGAGUCAGAGGCUGGCUCAUCACUCCAUGUCUGUCUGCCCACUGGGACUUUCUCCAUCUAUGCAAAGAGGGCACAAGUGUUAGGUGGUUUUCACAGCAGCAGCAGCAGCGACAGCGGUGGCACCAGCAGUCUUGAACUUUGAGGACUCUCCACACUGCAUUAAUUGUUCUGCUGUGUGUAAACACCUUGCGUCACUCACACCUCUCCCCCAAGUGAUUCACUGUUCCCUAAGCAUCCCCACUUGGAGGCAAAGCAGUGAGAGAAAAGGUGAAGGAGGAUUUACUCAGAACCAAAGUGCAUACGUGGUUGCAAACAGUCCGGUAAGCACCAUGAAGCUGGUGUUCUUGAUGCUCAUGUGUGUGUACAUGGGCAACGUGAGCGGUAUGUCUACGUGUAAGACGCUGGACCUGGAGAUGGUGAAGAAGAAGCGCAUCGAAGCCAUCAGGAGCCAGAUCCUCAGCAAACUGCGUUUGCCCAAAGAGCCUGAGCCGGAUCAGGCCGGAGAUGAGGAGGAGAUCCCCACCUCCCUAAUGUCCCUCUACAACAGCACCAAGGAGAUGCUGAAGGAGCAGCAGACCGAGGUCCAGACAGACAUCUCCACAGAGCAGGAGGAGGAGGAGUACUUUGCCAAGGUGCUGCACAAGUUCAACAUGACCGCAAAAAAUGACACAGCCAUCACCAAGACCUCCAAAAGCACCCUGAUGUUCUUCAACAUCUCAGAGAUUCGGGAGAGUGUGGGCGAUUACCGUCUCCUGACCAGUGCCGAGCUGCGGAUGCUCAUCAGACAAACUAACAUACCUUCUGAAGAGCGGGUGGAGCUGUACCAGGAUCUGGGGACAUCGUACCGCUACCUCGCUUCCCGCUUCAUCACCAACCAGUGGAAAAACAAAUGGCUGUCCUUCGACGUUACUGAGACCCUACAGAACUGGCUCAAAGAAAAUGAGGACGAGCGGAGUUUCCAACUUCGGCUGUUCUGUGAAUGUGGCUCGACAAGUGACGACCGUGGCUUCAGUUUUACCAUCUCUGGGAUCAGUACUGGUAGGGGAGACACAGGAAUGUUACAAAUGAUGACACAGCAACCACCCUACAUCCUGACCAUGUCCAUCCCUCAGAACAUCAGCAGCCACCUCACCUCGCGCAAAAAACGCUCCACGGAUACAAAGGAUACCUGCACAGCCCAGACAGAGACCUGCUGCGUGCGGAGCUUGUACAUUGACUUCAGGAAAGAUCUGGGCUGGAAGUGGAUACAUAAGCCAACUGGCUACAACGCUAACUACUGUAUGGGGUCCUGCACCUACAUCUGGAACGCUGAAAACAAAUAUUCUCAGAUUUUGGCCCUGUACAAGCAUCACAACCCAGGAGCCUCUGCCCAGCCCUGCUGUGUUCCCCAGGCGCUGGAGCCCCUGCCAAUCCUCUACUAUGUAGGCAGGCAACACAAGGUGGAGCAGCUGUCCAAUAUGAUUGUGAAGUCCUGCAAGUGCAGCUAAAAAUACAACCCCUGCUCGGCCUCUGCUCAGACAUAUACAGAGACGUGUUUGAGACCACAGAGAGCAGCCUGUGACGGAGAUAAACGGGAAGAAAAUAUUUAAAGUCAUCUGGAUCUUUGUGGUCCACCUUUCCUCCUGAGACAUUAUCAUGUUGGACGCACACCAAACCAUGGACAUCUUUAUAUAGAUAUUGUUUUCUAUGUGUACAUAGUUUUUUUCCUUGCAGUAGUCAAAACAUCUGUCUUGAAAUGAAUUAAUUUAUUUGUUGGAGGGACAGAUCUGUAAAGAAGUGAUGUUCACGUGUAAAAGGCUGUCAGUUUGACGUGGAAAAGGAUAAAAAUGAUUUAUAAAACCCAUAAAAAUAUGGAUGCCAAAGGACAUCAGGACCAAAAUGACCUUGAUGGAGCAACACUUUUGUUUCCACAGCUGACUGUCUGGAAAAUUUCUGUUAUUUCCAUAUCAUAGUGAAAGGUGCUAAAUCCCAGGUAUGGAAAACCGUGGUUGUUAGGGUUUUCCUGGACGAUAAUGCCACAGGUGUUUUUGAAGAGAGUUUCGCUUUAAAGGACAGCAGACAACCGCAGGGACAGUCCAACCUGGGGAAACUCCCUCUGACUGAGAGGCUGGUCUCGUCAGCCUAAAGAGCAACAUUUCACACGAACCGUCCAUCAGUUUUACUUUCAACCCACAUGAUUUAUACAAUGCUUUUUUGUGUUCAUAGUUGAAAGUCAGCUUGUCCUCAUGAAGCGUCCCGUGCUGUCAAAGCCGUGAGUAAUAUGAGUGGUUAUAAGAGUGAUGACACCAUGUUUUCUCGCUCUCAGGAUUUACAGCCAGCUUGUUGUCUUUAGACAGUGAGGGUCGGGGAUGUGGUUGUGGCAUUGGUUUUUAGGGAAGCCAUUCAGACUCAGUACACACAUUUGCUGUUUGUUUUUUAUCGCCAUAGUAAAUUAGGAGCAGUUUAUUGCCUUUUUUUAUUUCAGGACAAGUUUGUACUUUCAUCUGAAGUGUGAUGCUUUUUGCACAACUCAAAAAUUAAUUCAGCUUGUUUUAGGAAUAAAACCAACACAUUUUUUUUCAGUUUACCUAAUUAUUUGUAGUGCACUUACCAUUUGAAAUUUGUAAAUAUUUUAACAAUUUGAAAUAAACAUUGAUGUUAAAUUAU
This is a messenger RNA of Plectropomus leopardus (leopard coralgrouper), 2754 nucleotides long. It is a transcript of the gene tgfb1a, whose product is annotated as transforming growth factor, beta 1a. Gene Ontology annotation, biological process: regulation of cell population proliferation; transforming growth factor beta receptor signaling pathway. Gene Ontology annotation, cellular component: extracellular region. NCBI's taxonomy places the organism in Eukaryota, Metazoa, Chordata, Actinopteri, Perciformes, Serranidae. The record is from RefSeq and is a predicted model, not a curated record. Gene Ontology annotation, molecular function: transforming growth factor beta receptor binding; cytokine activity; growth factor activity.